Messenger RNA from Kwoniella mangroviensis CBS 8507, 1485 nucleotides. RefSeq lists its product as uncharacterized. NCBI's taxonomy places the organism in Eukaryota, Fungi, Basidiomycota, Tremellomycetes, Tremellales, Cryptococcaceae. The record is from RefSeq and is a predicted model, not a curated record. The transcript is spliced from 2 exons. The coding region runs from base 1 to 1485 and encodes 494 amino acids.
AUGCUCUCAAUCGAUAGCAGAUCAAGGAGACUUGGCUACUCAAGCAAGUUGCCCGCCCUAAUGUUACCAUCCACUACCGCAAAGAACAGCCCGAUAAACCAAGACCUCGCCGCUCUCAUAUGGUCUCAGCCGCAUCUGCGAUCGAUAGUCUACUCCUACAGCUCCAAGGGUACACUCGCUAAAAUCGCUACUCUUUGCCGAUCACUUUUUGCUGAAGCAGUAAAUGUACUGUACAAGGAUAUACAUUUGGCCACUUACAAACGCAUGCUGAAGUCGGUCGUAUCGAUUACGAGAUUACGUCAACUAAGUCAUUAUGCAUCCGCAGUACAUAAAAUACGAAUCGAUGGAUCCAUCACAAAUGAAUAUCAAGAACUGUUCAACCGUUUCCCCAAUCUGCGGAUGAUCGUUUCGUACGACGAUACACUCCGACUUAUCCAACACCCAUCAGAUUCUCUCUCGCCAUACACAAUAUCCUUCCGUCGAGCCCCUCGAUGGCACGUCUCCUGCUCUCUUCUCGACAAGAAACUAUCUCUUGCUCAGUUUACCGAAGAGGAAUGUCCUGUGCCGAAAGAAUGGAAAACUUCCCAUCGACUGGCUUCGCUUGAUAUUUCAUAUAAUCGUCAUGAUUACAACACUAGCCAAGCCUAUUUAGAGCGCAUCUCGAUCACAUGGAAGAAAAAUCAAGGAAUAUUUACGAUACUUUGUGAUAGAUUGACUUUGUCUUUCACUACCCCGGGUGAUUGGCUGAAUGAUAUAUUCAUAGCUAUGCGAAGAGGUGAUGUAAGACACAGAAUCUUCCAGGAGAUGAAUAUCCAUAGGAUUACGAAUUGUCGAAACAUUGACUUCACCAAUGGCACGGAUGAUAAAGCCACCUUGGCCACGAUCAUUGAGAACGCCAGUUUCUCAGUGAAAAAAUUGAUCAUUGGAUCAUCCUAUUUGUAUUCAAGAUCGCAAACACCGCCUGAAGAUCUCGGGAUGAACCUUGUCAAUUUCCUCAAGACUUUCUUCCAGCCGGACCUCAGAUUCACUUCCGCUUUUCGAGAAUUGGUUCACCUAAAGCAUCUCACUCUAAGACUGGGUUGUUAUCCCUCGAGUAUCCGCGACCUAUCUGAUCUAGACAUGAAAAUUGAGGCUUGGGAAAACCCCUUCAGCUUCCAAAAGCUCAGAUCUCUUCGUAUCGAUCUAUCUCUCUGGCAUGAUAACACCCUCGAUCAGCCCAUGCUCACCGAUCAACAAUCUAUCGUCAUUAUGGCUAGUGCAAUGCUAAAGAUUGGGGGAUUCGGCUGCAAGUACGAGCUAUCUUGGGAUUCGGCUUACUUUGACUUUGGAACCCCGACGGAAGGUUUGGCACAGCUCCAGUCAUUCUGCAGAGAAGUCGGAAAUGAAAUCAAAAGGAUGAUCAGCGAUAGAAAGUUGGAAUUGGACAAACAACAACCGGAAGCCUCGGUUGGCUGGAAACUUGUUCCGCCAGAGGAAAGCAUUUAG